AUGUCCGCCGCCCACGCGUCUAUACCCGUUUCCUUAGCUAGUAUAUCUGCAAUUAUCUUGACAUUAGGUAAUGCGAGGCCGAAUGCGUCCGGUAAAAUUACUAGAGCUCUAGAGGUCUAUCAAGGUGGUGUCAGGGUCAAGUCGUUACCACUACAGAGGAAUAAGUGCACCUUCGCGGCUCCAUAUGCAUCAUUCCCUGGAAUAAAGUAUGCAGGUAGAACAGGAGUUUCAACCAUCGAACCCUUUGGGUUGCCAUCGAGUUUAUUCCCCUUGACGCAGUCCGGACAAAGUCCAGUCGACAUUAUCGAUAAGCCACUCAUCUUUAGGCAAUAUAGAGGAUUU
Molecule: messenger RNA, 342 nt
Organism: Acaulospora colombiana
Lineage: Eukaryota; Fungi; Glomeromycota; Glomeromycetes; Diversisporales; Acaulosporaceae
Source: the annotation of a GenBank genome assembly